GAAAAAAAAAAUUCCAAGCAGACACGGUUUUCGACUGGUUUGUGUUGGGCGUUUUUAUGGUGUUUGCGGGUUUUGCUUUCGAACAUUUUGGGAAAUUUUGCAUUCGACAAUGCGAUAACUCAUUUUGGUUGCGGAACGUACUUUUAAUGUUAUCUGUUUAGUGUUUGCUGUGUUGUUUGGUAUGGCUUUGGGCAACGGGAGCACCCCGAACGGUGGGGUUAGUGAAAAGGCCCCGGUAGUUAAUGGGACUAAUAUGGAAACUCUUCCCAGGACAGGAAAACAGACUGAUCCGAAUACGGCAUUCCUACGGGCAGCCAGGGCAGGACAACUGGAUAAAAUCCAAGAAUAUUUGGACUCAGGAACAGUACGCGAUAUUAACACAUCUAAUGCAAAUGGCUUAAAUGCACUUCACUUAGCAGCUAAGGAUGGGCAUGUAGACAUUGCGAAAGAACUUUUAAAAAGGGGAGCAGUGGUGGAUGCAGCCACUAAGAAGGGCAACACAGCGUUACAUAUCGCUUCACUUGCUGGCCAAGAAGAAGUGGUGAGACUUUUAGUGCAACAGGGUGCAUCUUUGAAUGUCCAAUCCCAAAAUGGGUUCACUCCUCUCUACAUGGCAGCCCAAGAAAAUCACGAUGGGGUUGUUCGAUAUCUUCUAUCCAAGGGGGCGAAUCAGAUUUUGGCUACAGAAGAUGGAUUCACUCCAUUGGCAGUGGCCAUGCAACAGGGCCACGACAAAGUUGUGGCUGUGCUUUUAGAGAACGACACCAGGGGAAAAGUGCGACUUCCCGCCCUCCAUAUAGCUGCUAAAAAAGACGACGUUAAGGCAGCUGCUUUGCUCCUACAGAAUGAGCACAACCCUGAUGUUACAUCGAAAAGUGGCUUUACACCUCUACAUAUUGCCGCUCAUUACGGCAAUGAUAAAGUGGCCUCUUUGCUCUACGAGAAGGGUGCCAAUGUGAACUAUACAGCAAAGCACAACAUCACACCCAUUCACGUGGCCAGCAAAUGGGGUAAAAUUAACAUGGUGACUUUGUUGGUGGCAAAAGGAGCGGAUAUUCAAGCUAAAACGCGGGACGGGCUCACCCCUCUUCACUGUGCCGCCCGGAGUGGACACGAUCAAGUCGUUGACAUGCUUUUGGAAAAUGGUGCACCUAUUCAUGCCAAAACCAAGAAUGGUUUGGCACCACUUCAUAUGGCAGCGCAAGGAGAGCACGUGGAUGCAGCCCGAAUCCUUCUCUACCACGGAGCGCCUGUAGACGAAGUCACUGUAGACUAUCUCACUGCUUUACACGUGGCAGCGCAUUGUGGACACGUGAGGGUUGCUAAGUUGUUGCUAGAGCGCGGUGCCGACGUCAACGCUAGAGCCUUGAAUGGUUUUACACCUUUACAUAUUGCCUGCAAGAAGAACAGGUUGAAGAUGGUGGAGUUACUGAUCAAGCAUGGAGCAAGUAUUGGGGCCACUACCGAGAGCGGUUUGACCCCACUACAUGUGGCCAGUUUUAUGGGAUGUAUGAACAUCGUCAUAUAUCUGCUUCAGCACGAUGCCAGCCCGGAUAUUCCUACCGUGCGAGGCGAGACGCCCCUGCAUUUAGCAGCCAGAGCCAAUCAAACGGAUAUUAUUCGAAUACUUCUGCGAAAUGGGGCGUCAGUGGACGCGAAAGCCCGUGAAGAGCAGACGCCUCUUCACGUCGCCUCGCGAUUGGGCAACGUAGACAUCGUAAUGCUGCUGUUGCAACAUGGUGCUCAACCCGGGGCUACAACCAAAGACUUGUAUACGCCCCUCCAUAUCGCCGCCAAGGAAGGACAGGAGGAAGUUGCUUCUGUUCUUUUGGAUAAUGGCGCGGACCUGACUGCCACUACGAAAAAGGGUUUUACGCCUCUUCACUUGGCGGCUAAAUAUGGUCAUCUGAACGUCGCGCGACUCUUACUACAGCGAGACGCUCCUGCUAACGCUCAAGGUAAAAACGGAGUUACUCCACUUCACGUAGCGGCUCAUUACGAUCAUCAGCCAGUUGCACUACUUCUACUGGACAAGGGCGCUUCGCCUCAUGCUGCUGCCAAAAAUGGCCACACACCUUUGCACAUCGCGGCUCGAAAAAAUCAGAUGGAUAUUGCAACGACACUUUUGGAAUACAGCGCUCAAGCUGAUGCAGAAUCCAAAGCGGGAUUCACACCUUUGCAUUUGAGCGCCCAAGAAGGUCAUUCUGACAUAUCUUCCUUACUAUUAGAGCAUAAAGCCAAUGCCAACCAAACUUCCAAGAACGGUUUGACUCCGCUACAUCUCUGUGCUCAAGAGGAUAGAGCUGCAGUUGCUCAGUUGUUACUACGGGCUGGCGCAAUAAAAGACGCCGAAACGAAGAGUGGAUACACACCGUUACAUGUUGCUUGCCACCAUGGGCAUGUGAAUAUGGUAAGGCUAUUAUUGGAGCAAGGAGCCGAAGUCAAUCCAGUCACAGGGGCGGGAUACACGCCACUGCAUCAGGCCGCUCAACAGGGACAUGUUUUGGUUAUCAGUCUUUUGUUGAAGAAUAAGGCAGAUCCUAAUGCAGUUACGCAAAAUGGGCAAACCGCAUUGGGAAUUGCAAAGAAACUGGGAUACAUCAGCGUGGUCGAAGAGCUGAAGGUUGUGACCGAAACGACCAUAAAUACAACAACCACUUUGAACAUCGAAGAAAAAUAUAAAGUGAUGGCACCGGAAGCGAUGCAGGAAACCUUUAUGUCAGAUUCUGAGGAUGAAGGCGGCGGAGUGGACGAGCCGCCAGUGGUAUUCGGCCGACCCACGCAUGCCCAACAUGUAUAUCUUCCGUAUUACCAGGGACAAAUGAACUAUACACGUGACGAUCCGCUGUUGGGCGAUCAGCAACAGUACAAAUACAUGACUGUCGACGACAUGAAGUCUUUGGGAGACGAUUCCAUGCGAAUGGACGUUACUCACGAUGAGAAAAGCGAAUACAAUCGAAAUUCUCUGGCUCCCUCGCAUAUUAGCAACGAGCUGAUCAUUCAACCGCAACAUGUUAAAGAGUCUUUCUCUCAGCCGGACAAUGUUGACAUCAACAGGCAACCCGUUACCGCCGGUGUCCCCAGUUGGAAAAACUUUUUGGUGUCUUUCCUGGUGGAUGCACGCGGAGGUGCCAUGCGCGGCUGCAGACAUUCAGGAGUCAGAGUAAUUGUACCACCGCGAUGUGCUCACGCCCCUACGCGGGUGACAUGCCGUUACGUUAGAGCGCACAGAGCUCCCCAUCCGCCACCCCUAAUGGAGGGUGAAGCUUUAGCCAGUCGGCUUCUGGAACUGGGACCAGUAGGAGCCAAGUUCUUAGGGCCUGUUAUAAUCGAGGUGCCCCACUUUGCAUCGCUGAAAGGCAAACAUCGCGAAAUUGUGGUGCUGAGAUCGGAAAAUGGAGAGACCUGGAAGGAGCACACUUUGGAAGCCAACGAGGAGGCGAUCCAAGACGUUUUGAACCACAGCUUUGAUGGCGAAGAAUUAAGCCAAUUGGAGGAUCUGCACACGAACCGCAUUACCCGAAUUCUCACCAACGACUUUCCGCAUUAUUUCGCGGUGGUUUCACGAAUAAGACAGGAGAUUCAUGCUGUUGGCCCAGACGGAGGGACCGUUUCCAGUGCUGCUGUACCUUUAGUGCAAGCCGUCUUUCCGGCCAAUGCCUUAACCAAGAAGAUCCGAGUCGGAUUACAGGCCCAAGCAAUCGAGCCGGAAUUGGUUACAAAGCUUUUGGGGCAUGGAGUUGCAGUUUCUCCCAUACUGACUGUCGAGCCAAGAAGACGAAAGUUCCACAAGGCUAUCAUGCUGAGCAUGCCAGCCCCUAAAGCUCACUCUCGAGGCAUGAUCAACCAGUACCAAGGGGUUUCCAGCACCACUUUGAGGCUGCUUUGUUCCAUCACAGAACUUUGUUAAAGACUGCGUGUCUUUUACCACAACAGUGUCCGCUAGAUUUUGGCUUAUGGAUUGCAGAAAUGUGGCCGAUGCAGCCAAAAUGGCCACCGAACUUUACACUCAGGCUGCUCAUGUGCCAUUUAUGGCUAAAUUCGUCGUUUUUGCCAAGAGAGUGAGUCAACUGGAAGCCCGGGUGCGCGUGUUUUGCAUGACCGACGAUAAAGAAGACAAGACACUGGAACACCAAGAGCAUUUUACUGAAGUUGCCAAAAGUCGAGAUAUUGAGAUUUUGGAAGGCAAAGAUAUUUUCAUGGAGUUUGCCGGAAAUUUGGUACCCGUUCUCCAAUCUAACGAUCAGCCAAAGCUGGGAUUCAAAGCUUUCAAGGAGAACCGAUGCGCGUUUAAUAUGAGAUUAAAGGAUCAUGAUGAAGAUGCAGUAGGAAGAAUAAUCUUCAUGGCGGAGCCUAAAGCAGGACGCACUGGAUAUACGACAAGCAAUCCCCUAUGCACUUUGAACCUGAUUUUACCAAAGGACGUUCUACCCGACAGAGACUCGCAAAGCGAUUUGUUAUCCAUUAACAAAGACCACAGCUACUUGCAUCAUGGUGGAAUCAGCAAACCCGAUACGAUCCAUCGGGCUGACUUCCGAUUGUCAGACAUUUGCAAUCUGCUGGACGAGGACUGGGAGAAAUUGGCCCAAGAGUUGGACAUUGCUCCAUCAGAUGUGGAACUGAUCAAAGAAGAAUAUCCCGAAAACCAUCCACAACAAGCCAUGAUCAUGUUCCGUUUGUGGUUGAGGCAAAAAGCCAACAAAGCAACUGGAAAUCAGCUGGAACGAGCGCUUAACAAGAUCGGAAGACAGGAUAUUGUGGACAAGUGCAUCUGCAACGUUGAGAUGGUAACUGAUGACAUGGAGAAGGCCCUGGCCAAGAUUCAUUUGGAUCAGUCAGGCUUUGACUACCUAAAAGAUGAACUUGGGCCUUCUAGAGAUCCAUCAUUGAGGCGAGAUACCCAUCUCGACAAGUCAUACCUGGGCAGCGAUGAGAAGCUGGAACGAAGCGAAAAAAGUGAUGAUAUUCAAAAUGAGAACCUAAACUCGACGAGCAGAGAUGUAGCGGACACCAGCAUUGAUCAAAUUCCGCCCCACAACGAGCAAGUUGUUCUAGACAAUACUCCCAGAACCAACGGCAACCGAGAGGAAAUUCUUGAGCAGAUUACCGAACAGUUUAACACGCUCCAAACAGGAGCACCAUCACAAGCUGUAAACUCUUUCGGGGGAACCCCGCCACCAAGUCCGGCCGAAGUAUUCGAGGACAUUGUCAAUAAAAAUGUCGGGGAAAUUGAGAACCAAAAAGGAAUUUCACCAGAACCAGACGCAGUCCAAGAGCAAGUGAUCUUCUCCUCGACCCCCUUAAAAAAACCUCUAGAACCCACCCCAGAUCCCAUCGAAGUUUUAAAGAGGAACGUCAGCGACACGUUAACUUUUUUGCACCAAGAAAGAAACGAUUUUUUGCCGGAAGAUGAUAUCAUCAUUCCCAGCAGAAAGGACGAUCAUAUUGCUAAUGAAAUCGACUUGGAGUAUAUCAGUUUGAAGACUCCCAAGAAGAAUCAAGAAUUAGCAGCACAGCCUGAGGAAGUACUCGAGCCAUCAGCACCUCCACACGAGGAGGUUGCAAUUGAAGAACCCAAAUCUCUUAUUGAUGAAACACUAACAGUGACUUCAAUCGAAGAAAAGUCCAUUUCAGAACCACUCUUGGUAGAAAAUCACGCGGCUGAGGAUGAAGUAGUAACAAAUAAUUCCCAAGACCAACAGUCUUCACCGUCCGUUAGAAAAGUUCCCGAAAUUUCCUUUCAAGAACACGUUGAAGUAAACUCUUUUGACCAAUCGCCUGCAAAUGCUUUUGAAGAAUCUCUCAGAGAUGUUGCAGAGCAGGAGGUCGAAGAAGUGAUCAGACAGGCAGAAGACGUUGUUAAUGACCUACAGCUAAACGGAGAUGAAUUCCAGGAAAAGGGAAAGGAAAUAAAGUUCACUGUAGAAGAGAGAGCGGACAGUAUUUUAGACGAUAUUAGAACUAAUACGGAGGACUCGUUAGACAACCUAGAGAGCCUAAAAGACGACUCUAUUAGUGCAAUACAGGAGAAAAGCGAAGAGGCUUUUAAGUUUUUGGAAAAUGAAGCAUCCAGCCCGUUGCUUAGUAAAGUGAGCAUGUCGGAAGACGUGUUCAAACCGAGCCUGCUGGACGAUUCUGCGACAUUCAUCCAAAAGGAGGCUGAUCCUGAUUUAAAGAGCGAGGACUCGAAUAUUUCUAUAGAGUCGCAAAGCGGAGACUCUCUCAGUCCAAUAAGCCCUAGGAGCUCGAUACCUCUACCGAAGGCCAGGAAAGGCAAGGACAAGAAGAAAAAGGGAAAAGGCAAAAGUGCGGAAGUUUCAGAAAAACUAGUCACCUUCGAGGUUGAGCCAGUACGCGAAUGUAAAUCUCCGGAAGAGGACGAGCUCUUGAGUAAAAUUCCGAUAAUCAAAGGUACAAAAGUGAAAACAAUCAAAAAACAUUCUAAGGACCCGCUCAAGGAGUUUGCCAACAUUUCCAAAGACUUCGAUUGGGAUAAGGACGAUGAAGAAACCGUCACUACCAAAAUAAUUAAAACCGUUACAACCACGGAGCCCAUUGUGAAGACUGUCGUAACGCGAAUAAGUUCCGAAGGAGCCGAUGGCGCUAAAAGCAAAAUCCCAGUACUGAGUGGCGAGUCGUCUUUACUAAGUGAGAACAACGUAGCGAGUGAAAUCGACCUGCAAGGCACACCAAAAAGCAAAAUUCCAGUCCUUAAAACCGAAAGCAUUAUUAUAAGCUCGCCCGACAGCAUUCGCACCGAGAAAUCCGUUUCUCCAAAUACGACCCGAGUGGUAGAAACCACAACCACAACGAUCAUUUCUCCGAUAUCGCGAACAGUUGUUACAGCUGAUUCCGAUUCCGAAGACGAUUCCCGACAGACGUCUCCUCCUCUGAAAGGAAUUCUUAAGAAAGCGGCCAAUCAACAGCAUCCGCUUUCCGGCAAUCCGAUUGGCAGUUCGAGCGGGUCUGAUAUAGCUCUUCAUGAGGAAGGAGCCGAGCUGAGUUCGGACUCUGAGGAUUUUUACCACCAAGAGCCGCAAUACACUGAGACCACCAUAGAAGAAGUUGAUCCAGUUACUGGAGCAAAAAUCACUAGAACAAUCAGAACUCUCGUUAGUCAUUCCAUAGUGUCGCCGAACGAGUCGGAGCUUCGUCAAACCAUGCAAAAUGUCCUGGACCAAUUUAUGUCUGAAGAGCGCAAUCCGCGUUAAAGCGUGGCAAUUUUUUUCUGAAGGUUUUUCAACAUGAAAGUUUAAUGUUAAUUGUCGCAGUAUUUUCCUACCGGUGAUUUUUACACUUUACGUUCUCUUGAUUGUUUUAAUGUUAAAUUGUGGUUUCAAAUUUAAUUUUUGUACAAAAAUGCAUUUUUAUUUAUAUUAAUUGAUAGACAUUUUCAUUUUCCGUUCAUACGAAAUGAAAUUGUUGAUAGUUUUAAUAUUCGAAUUAGAAACACAUUGAAUGCCAAUUGUAGAAAUUUGAAACAUUAUAAAUGAACUUAUAGGGAGAACUUAAAAUAAAUGAGUUUAACUAGAAUAAGACAGAAAUAAUGCCCUUUUCUACACAUUUAAACCUACUUCUAGAGACUAUAGUGCCUGAACUUUUCCUUGAAAUCGCUCUUUUCAAGAGAAAGUUUAUCUUUACAUUAUUAUUGAGUCAAUUGGGCCAAAUAUAUAUUCAUGAUGUUCGACGUUCCGAUGGAAAUGCUUGUGCUAAGCUAAUGUUAAAAUAUAUUUGACCCAUCGGUGAUUGUUAUUUAUUGCAAAAUAACAUUCCGUACUAAUUAAUAAAAAUUUCAAAUUCAACUGUUAUUCUUCAAUAAAUUAACAAAACAUCGCAGGUGCUGAAAUGGUACUAAAAACUGUUUUGUCCCAGACAGACACAUUGUGAAUUUUAUUAUAAGAAUUUUAAUAUAUAUUUAUUAUGGUAUACAUAAAAUGCUUUUAAACGAUGGACUAAAGUUAUUGAACUUGUAGAAAUGGUUGCUUAAUCUUAAUAUAUGAGAACUUGUUUUCGGAAAUAAAUGUGUGGUGUACAGAU
This is a messenger RNA of Dendroctonus ponderosae (mountain pine beetle), 8037 nucleotides long. RefSeq names its product ankyrin-3. Lineage: Eukaryota; Metazoa; Arthropoda; Insecta; Coleoptera; Curculionidae. Gene Ontology annotation, molecular function: protein binding. The record is from RefSeq and is a predicted model, not a curated record. Gene Ontology annotation, biological process: signal transduction.